Molecule: messenger RNA, 1966 nt
Organism: Vombatus ursinus (common wombat)
Lineage: Eukaryota; Metazoa; Chordata; Mammalia; Diprotodontia; Vombatidae
Gene: ARL6IP5
Product: ADP ribosylation factor like GTPase 6 interacting protein 5
Exons: 3
Coding region: 381-947 (188 amino acids)
Biological process (GO): negative regulation of transport
Cellular component (GO): membrane
Source: RefSeq, a predicted model, not a curated record
CUAUAUUAAAUAUUCAAAGCGCCCCUUCGGGGUGCGUACGAAAAGGAGAUGGAGGCAUCUACCACUUCAUUUCCUCGGGGGGUGCCCUGCUUUCCCUCUUUUGCUCUUUUCUUCCAAGCACCCGGUUGCUCCUCCUCACUAGCCAACAAGACAACUUAAAGCCGAGAGGCCAGGACAGAAACCCGCCCUCCCGCUUCCGCGCACUCCGUUCUCUGGGCUCGCCAACCACAGAGCCGACGCAGCCCAAGCCCGGCGCAGCCCAAGCCCGGCGCCUGUGCUUUAACCCUGCUGGCUCAGCUGACCCGUGCCCGCCGCCCCGGAUCGCCGAGUCCCCGGAUCGCCGAGUCCCCGUCUCAGCCGCAGCCCGAGCUCCAGCCACCAUGGACUUCCAAGUCCCCCCGCUCCGCGCCUGGGACGACUUCUUCCCGGGCUCCGACCGCUUCGCGCGCCCCGACUUCAGGGACAUUUCCAAAUGGAACAACCGAGUGGUCAGCAACCUGCUCUACUACCAGACCAACUACAUGGUGCUCGCGGCCAUAGUGAUCUCCAUCGUGGGGUUCCUGAGUCCCUUCAACAUGAUUCUGGGGGGCACGGUGGUGGUGCUCGUGUUCACGGGCUUCGUGUGGGCUGCCCAAAAUAAAGACAUCCUUCGCCGCCUGAAGAAGCAGUACCCCACCACCUUUGUCAUGGUGGUCAUGCUGUCCAGUUACUUCCUCAUCUCCUUCUUUGGCGGCGUCAUGGUCUUUGUGUUUGGAAUCACAUUUCCUCUGCUGCUGAUGUUCAUCCAUGCUUCUUUGAGACUUCGGAAUAUCAAGAACAAAUUAGAGAACAAAAUGGAAGGGAUAGGCUUGAAGAAAACCCCAAUGGGCAUCGUUCUUGAUGCUCUGGAGCAGCAGGAAGACAGCUUCAACAAAAUCGCUGACUAUAUCAGUAAAGCAAAGGAAUAAGUGUCUGUAGCCUGAUGACGUGCAUUAAAUCCAUGGCAGGAAUAGUUUUUUUUUUCCUUUGCUCCUGUCCAGGACUUGCUUCCUGUUUGUGUGUAUGAAAUGUGAGGUGCCCAUAGAGAGAGCCCUACUAAAACUUAACUAGGUGGCAAGAUGCGGGUUGGUCAAAUUAUGUCCAACUCUUGCCAUGAUGGAGAGGAGGAGAACCCAACCAAAAGUCACCCAUCUUCCUAUUAUGUCCUAAGACCUUUUUAGUCGUUUAGUCUAUACUUGUUUAGACAAACUGAGCAAAAUCUGUGUUUCUUCAUGGGGGUAAAAUAACCCUUGAUUCUUUGUUAUAAUGAACAUAUUUCUAAGUAUUGAUCAGUGUUAAUAAUGUCUACUACAGUGAUAUUGUUUAUAUCUUAAAGGAGUUCAAAACAGCCUUAAGAAACAAACAAAAAUAUGGAGGUAUAUACAGGUGAAUAGAAAUGUCUGUUAAUUAGAAUAGAUGAUAUGAGACUUACCUCUUCCCCUACCCCUCCAAACCCUGGUAUGGUAAGCUUUUUUGUAUGUAAAUUGCUUUUAUUAUCUUUUAAGAGCCGAGUUCAUGUAUUGCUUUUCUCUCUGCUUGAUUCUGUGCAGUGAAAACUGGAUAAACACUCCCCACUCUGUUUACAGAUUUAAAGUCUGCUAUGUGGGAGACUAGCAAAAUACAUUGUUAGAUUUCUAUAAAUUCUUUUAAGUUACCCUAAUCAGUUUUGUACCAGCAAGCUUGUGCUACAAAAUGAGCAUGAGUGUUGCCUUUCUUAAAGAAGGCAGCUGUGUAACCUGUGUCAUGCUUGACCAGAUGUAUUAACAAAUCUUGAGUUCUACUGAGUACUAUUUAUAUUACUCAUAUAGCUUUUUGUUGUGGUUUCUAGGAAGGUGGAAAACUCAUGUCAGUAAUGGGUUGUUUGUUUGGUUUGGUUUUCCCCUUACCUUCUAAUUGUACCGUUUGGAACGCAGUGAAAUAAAUAUUCUGGAUAGAUAAUUCAUUUAAA